Messenger RNA from Ictalurus furcatus (blue catfish), 843 nucleotides. Its product is annotated as cysteine-rich motor neuron 1 protein-like. NCBI's taxonomy places the organism in Eukaryota, Metazoa, Chordata, Actinopteri, Siluriformes, Ictaluridae. The record is from RefSeq and is a predicted model, not a curated record. The coding region runs from base 331 to 621 and encodes 96 amino acids. The transcript is spliced from 2 exons.
GAGGCGUUAGCACUGCUAUCCCCAAUUGAUCCCAGCUGCUGAAUAUGGACAACUUCGACACACGUUACCGAUGACGUAUAUAUUUCACUCGGAUACACACAGCCGCACGUCAAACCUUCCAAGUUGCCAGUGCGUUCGUUUUCUAAGUUCAGUGAACGGAAUUCUUUAAUAACUCUACAUAUUUUUCACUAAGAUGAAGAAAUACACUACAUCACCGGACAGCUUCCCAAAAGAGACAGACCUGCAUAUGUGUGUACGGAGUGGAACUGUGAGGUUCAGGGCUGCCAGUGUGUGUGUCAGGAGAGAAAUUGCGACUUCAGGACGGUUCCAAUGUCCGAGGCCACCUGCUGCAACGUACUGAAGGAAUCUGGGUGCCGUAAUACGUCGUGUCCUGGGACUCCCACUCUGGCUUGUCCGGCAGACUCCUUCAUUAGUGAGCCCCACACCGAACCCGGUCACUGCUGCCCUGUUGUGCCUGCUAUGUGCACCUGCGACUUCCAGACCUGCGCUCCAAAACCCACAUACUGCCCUAACCGCGGACUUCCCCGACUCGUCGCGAAGGGAAACGGCCACCCGGGGACCUGCUGCGACCGCUACGAGUGUGUGAAAGAAGGAGAUUAAUUAGCAUGUGUAAUAUAAUACACACUUUUAUCUUAUUAUCCUUGUGAAACUAACCGUAACCUCGCUAACCGUAACCUUAACCUCAGUAACCAAAAGGAAACAUUUCGGCUCUGGUAGAUUUAUUUUUCAUUUCAGGCAAACACCUUGCUGUUUCAUGUAAUGCUCAGAAUGCUUGAUGUGCAAAAAAAUCUGGAAUGUACUCAACAAUAAAAGAAACAUUUC